Messenger RNA from Histoplasma mississippiense, 3465 nucleotides. RefSeq lists its product with no specific name. The transcript has 5 exons. Lineage: Eukaryota; Fungi; Ascomycota; Eurotiomycetes; Onygenales; Ajellomycetaceae. The record is from RefSeq and is a predicted model, not a curated record. Bases 1 to 3465 code for a protein of 1154 amino acids.
AUGGUUCUCCUCCGCUUAACUGUCAAGGUCUUCCCUCCAGAGCCUCUUGGGCAACAAUCUACGCCGGAUACUACUGACGUUGACGACGGCCGCAAAUCCAUCAACUUCCUCCUAGUGGUAAGGAACCCGGAGGAAGUGACCCUGCGGAGGUUGGCCUAUAUGAUACAGAACAAGUGGGCGAUUCUUAAACCUGAUGCUGGACCGCUCGAAAUCAAGAAGCUCGUGGAUGACAAGCACGCGGAGGAUGCCCUUGAUAUAGGAUUGACUGUGGCAGACGUGUUUGUGGACAGCGGAAAGGCUCUUACUGACGGCUUGGAUCAGAGAGGGGCUAUACGGGUCAUUCAACAACCUGGGCGUCAGGGACGGUAUGGGUCUGUGGUGCAGGAUUGGGCUGCUGUAGCGAGCAAUUACGCGCGACCUCUUCCACCGCUAUUUUCUGAUUCACCACGUCACGAGCCUCGCUCCACGGCUUUCAGGUUCACGGACGGACCAGUCGCCGGCCCAUCGCGCCAGGCGAAGGUUCCAGAGGCUGACUAUGCUCCUCGACCGAGCGAGACUGGCGAAGAAAUAUCCAGCAGACAAGAUAACCAUUACCACGCCUCACCAAUUUUAAUAGAAGACCCACAGAAAUCUAGAAACUUCAUAUCCUUUGCAGACAAAAUUCGAGAUGGAGAUUUGCUCGAUGAGGAAAGCACUGCGUUAGGGAGAGCUGGUAAAUCGAUUCUGGCUAAUCAGGAGGAGGCAAUAGCCUAUGGUACCACUAUAGACGAUGCAUUGGUAUAUAUGACUGAUGAAGCAAUAGCGCGAGAGUUAGAUCGACAGGCACCGCCGAAAACCAGUUCGCCUGGACCACAGGCUUCAACGCCACAGUCCUCACUGCCCAACCACAAGAACUCGAAAGUUGCAACGCCCAAUAAGAGACAGGUGGAGGAGGUAGGUGAUAUCUAUACCAUUCCACCUACCGACCAAGAGGAGUUUAAGAAUCCGGCGAGACCUCAGCCUGCCAAACGAAAACGACGCAAUAUAAGUCGUGCCGCUGAAUUUACAAUUCAGGAUAAUAAGAAAAUCCUACUUGCGUCUACCGGGGACAGGCCGAACAAUGCAAUCAUAGUUGACAGCGACAUAGGCGACAAUAGACCUACUGGUCAGAUCGAGAAGGAUUACGACGCUGUUAUCUCUAGUCAGUCAAGUGUUCGACGUGGGACUAGGAAAUCAAGUAUUCGUGGCCCAGGAAGGAAAUCGAUGGCACUUAAAUUAGCCAUUACGGCUCCUCGGAGUGACAAAGAUUCCGCUGAGGGUUCAGCUUCUAUCACAAAAAUACCACCAAACAAGAAAUCUACUGUCUUAAUCCCUGACUCCGAUAUUGAAAUUGUCGACCCCCCCAAAACAUCGACCCAGGCUACCGGCGUUUGUCAAGUAGUUAUAACUCCCCCUUCAAAAAAUUUUCUGGUUGGUGGAAGCCACCGAGGAGUAAAUCGCAAUGCAACAAAUGGUUCAAAUGGCAUUAAAUCCACGAAGAAAGAUUCGAGCCCAAUGGUCGACGCCUCCCCUAUAGCGCACGUGAAUGCUAGGGAUAGUAAUCCUAUUUACUCCGAUAUCUCAGACAGUGAUCCCUCAGAUGAUACUGGAUCCCCUACAUCUGGAGUGCGACAAAAUACCAAAGUUGCGACUCCCCAGAAGGCAGCAAAAAUGCCUUCCAGUCCGCGAGUCAAGACACUCCAGACUCCGGGCAGUAGUAAAGACCCAGGUAAACAAUCCGAGGGUCCAUCCCACAGGACACCUAGUCGACCACCUGAUUCACAGGAGAUUGGACUAGGAAUUACCUCAUCACCAGUGAAACGCGCAAGAAGUCGUUCAAUGAGCCAAUUAGUUCCUGUAGCUGUAGCCGAUACAAACAGCAAUUCUAAGAGGGGUGUGUCGACCACUCCAGCGUUUCCUCGACCCCGUCCAGCAAGCCAAGCGCAAACACAAGCCGAGAAAAUCAGCUCAGGCGAUCCGCAUACACCUCGUUUGUCGGUACUCCGUUCAUCCCAGAAGUUUUUACCCGGAAAUUCAUCCGCCCGGCGUUCGGUUUCAUUUGCAGAGGGGCCAAACGUUGACAUACAGUCCACUCCCGCAUCUGCCUCAUCCGUCAAAAUCGGCAAUAUUAACACCGCGGAUCCAGUCAGAGCGACACCAGAGUCUCUUGAAUACAUGCGUACCGAUCGUAAACUUCAAAGGAAAAUCGAGGAGGCUAGGUUCCAGGGAAAGAGUGAAGAUUAUUGUGAACUAUUACGAGAGAUUAAAAAUCUUACGGAGAAGCUUUACUAUGCCAAGCCGAGAGAGCCCGAAUAUAAGAUAGCCAAAUACGAAUACAGGUUGAACAUGGCCAUGAAAAAUCUUCGGAAUCAUCCUGAAGAGGACCACCCUGAUGAGAGCACCUCAGGGGAAGGUCGCCAUGAAAGCCAUCAUCGUGAAGAAGUUGAGGAUCAGACAUCUAGAAAGAACUAUAACGAACGGCCAGGCUCCAUAAACGGGUCGCAAAGCAAAUCACAACACCAAAUUGGGUUUGAUGGUGCCUUUCCGGAAGACCCACCAGACCAGCAGCCCCGCGUCCAAGAGUCCUCAGCUACUUCUACUUCUAGGGAUCCCCUGGUAUACCCUUCAUCUCCUUCCACGGGAGACUCUGUUGAGACAGCUAAUUCAUUAUCACGUAAGGGCGAUGGAGCCUCGGGAAAGGCGGUCGAGGAGGAAGAAACACCUAAAGACGGAAAUGGCCUGAAACGAAAAAUACAAGAGCCGGAAUCUGUCACUUCACCCAAAAACUCUAAGCGCCAUCGGCCAGACCACGACUCCUCUCAUCUAAUAGAACGUGGGCUAGGGACAAAUAAAAUGAAUACCAGCACGUCAGAACAAGAGCACUCGAAUGAACCCGACCAGCGCAACGGACAAUCCCCCUUCAAUGAUCAAAGAGCUGGAAGCAUGACAUCAUCGGACUCAAGUAGUUCUGAUUCCGAUAGCGACGACUCGGAAUCCGACUCCAAUCAGACCCCAGAUAAAAGCAUGCUAAGCAAGCACCCGUCUUUGCCUCCCUCCGGAACUUCAGAAAGGGCGAGGUUGAUUACUCCUUUUCGUAACAUCAAAAAAAACUGGCCAGUCACGGAUGCUCAGUGGCAUUCAGACGAUGGAGCAUCAGCAGGAGAAAAUACUCAUACUGCCGCCAAUGCAACAACCCCUACGGCGGCUGUGGGUGGGUUAGGAGCACCCUCAUUCUCGCAGCCUAAUCCUUCCAUCCUGAGAACAUCCAACGCUAAUGGGAGAUCUCACCAUCACCAAGGUCAACGCAGCACGUUGAAAUCACUUUUACGUCAUCGGAAUGAGGGUGAGGAUGAGAGCAGUGCCAAAAGCGACUCUGAGAAUGACAACGUGCGGGGCGCUAAAGGGUUCACGGCGCUUAACUUCCUUCGCAAAACUGGGUUAAUGUAG